AUGUUUCUGACAGGCCAGCUCGGCGAUGCUGCCCAGAAAGAACCGUUUCCCGAGGAGAUGAGUGCGAUUUUGCCGGAACUCGAUGCUGCUUGGGCAGAAGGGAGAUUUAGUCAAGAAGGACUGGCUAUGGCGCAACGGGCUCUGAAAGAUUGGGAGCGCGGAGAGUCAGCCGAGGCUCUUGAGUUCUGGGCAGAGGCAGCACGGAACGUCUCAGGGAAACACCUAUUUGCAACAAACGAGGGACAACUUGGUGUCGGCCCGAAGUCGACAAGAGAAGGUGAUGAGGUUUGGAACUUGGUCGGAGCAGACGCGCCAUUCGUGCUACGGCCGCAAGGAGGUGGGAGAUAUGCCCUUCUUGGGGGAGCUUACGUCCACGGCGCAAUGUUUGCGGAGUGGCAUGAGGGAGAUUUUGAUGCUAUUGCCAAGGAUAUCGAAACUGUUUUACUUGUAUGA
Molecule: messenger RNA, 453 nt
Organism: Fusarium keratoplasticum
Lineage: Eukaryota; Fungi; Ascomycota; Sordariomycetes; Hypocreales; Nectriaceae
Exons: 1
Coding region: 1-453 (150 amino acids)
Source: RefSeq, a predicted model, not a curated record